CACCCUUCAAACACAAGUCUGCCGCUGUAAGCACGUCGCAUACAAGAUUUGCAGAGCGCGGGAUACGUCAGUUCUGUAUAUUCAUUGGAGGGAUUUUCCCGCAUUCCCAGCAUCUUAGCAAACUCCACCGUACUACAGACUCGAUCUCUACCUCCAACUCUCCAAGUCUACCUGUUUCCAUUUCUCUUCCUCUGUAAGUCUGUAUCAUCUCACUUUUGUCCGCACUCCAUGGAAGACGACGAACCAAUGCCUUCAGAGAGGGUGACGCGCCGCUCGAAGCGGCUUAAGGUUCAGAUUAGGGCUAACGACACUCAUGAGCCGAGCUUGAACGAGGAAGAAAUAGAAGCAUCCAAUGACGACUUUGAAGAAUCCCGACCUCCUGCUAAGCGAAACAAAGCUACUGCAAGCACUUCUGCAGCAACCCCCUUCACCCGACAUACGUUAAUCGAGGUCUUGAAAGGCAACAGUAGACAAAUCCCUGAAGUGGUAAAGAGUUGGGUUGAACAUUAUGAGAAGGAACCUGAAUCUGCAAAAGUUGAACUUCUAAUGAUGAUACUCGAGGCAUGUGGUGCCAAGUAUCAUAUCGACAAGGAGUCCUUGGAUCAGACUAAUGUUGAUGAUGUAGUUGUUGCGCUUGUUAACAUGGCUAAGAGAGGUGAAGUGGAAGAUUACCAAAGCUUGAAAAAAAAGGAGUUUAAGAAUUUAAAAGAUAACCUCGCCUCCUUCUGGGAUAAUUUUGUUUGUGAGUGUCAAAAUGGACCACUUUUUGACGGUGACUUGUUUGACUGGUGCACUGACUACAUAAUUGCAUUGUCAUGCACUCCCCCUAGAUUUUAUCGACAAAUUGCCUCCUUGAUGGGGCUACAGCUUGUCACGUCCUUCAUAAAUGUUGCCAAAAUGCUUGGUUCACAGCGAGAAACUACUCAGAGACAGCUAAUUGCAGAAAAAAAGAAAGCAGCUGAUGGUCCCCGUGUAAAAUCACUAGAAAAGAGGUUAACUGUGAGUCAUGAAAAAAUCACAGUGAUAGAAGAGAUGAUGCGAAAGAUAUUUAAGGGGUUAUUUGUGCACCGGUACCGUGACGUUGGGUCUGAUAUCAGAUUGCUAUGCAUAGAGUCAUUGGGUGAUUGGAUACGGGAAUACCCUUCAUUGUUUUUGCAGGAUUUGUAUUUGAAAUACCUUGGGUGGACAUUGAAUGAUAAAAAUGAAGGGGUGAGGAAGACGUCUGUCCUUGCGUUGCAGGAACUGUAUAAAGUUGAUGAUAAUGUUCCAUCCCUUAGCCUUUUUACAGAAAGAUUUUACAAAAGGAUGAUUGAGCUUGCUGAUGACAAUGAUAUAUCAGUGGCUGUAUGCGGCAUAGGACUUGUAACCCAACUGCUCCGACUUCAACUUAUUCCUGAUGAGGAUUUAGGUGCACUAUACGACUUAUUAAUUGACGAGCCACCUGAAAUCAGGCGUGCGAUUGGAGCUCUUGUGUAUGAUCAUUUGAUCGCCCAGUCUAGCCAAGCAGGAAAUAGUAAAGAAUCUUCCAAGAUCCUACUUGGUAGAAUGUUACACAUAUUGAAAGAGUUUUCAUCUGACGAAAUGUUGAUUGCCUAUGUUAUUGAUGCUAUCUGGGAUUACAUGGAUGCCAUGAAAGAUUGGAAGUGCAUCAUAUCACUGCUUCUUGAGGAAGACACAUCGGUUGAGCUUAGUGAUGCAGAUGCAACUAACCUGAUUCGGCUGCUUUCUGCAUCUAUAAAAAAGGCAGUUGGAGAGAAAAUUGUCCCCGCUACUGAUAAUAAAAAGCAGCAUUAUAAUAAAGCACAAAGAGAAACCAUUGAAUCCAACAGGCAGGCCAUUACACAAAUCAUGAUGAAAAGUUAUCCACUGCUACUACGAAAAUUUAUGGUUGAUCAAAUAAAAUUGCCAUAUUUACUGCAAAUUAUUGAUCAUAUGAACUUAGAGCUUUAUUCUCUUAAGAGUCAAAAUCAGAAUUUCACCUCUACUCUUACACUUCUGAAAGAUGCAUUCUUCAAGUAUGGUGAAAAGGAUGUCUUGAGAUCUUUUGUUAGAGCCAUCAACUACUGUGCUGCUGAGAGUAGAGGAGAGUUACAAGAUUUUGCUCAUAACCUGUUAAAGGAGAUUGAAAAUGAGCUUCUUGUCAAACUUAAAUCUGCAGUCAAAGAAGUUGCUGAUGGGGAUGAUGAGUAUUUACUACUUGUGAAUUUGAAGCGAUUGUAUGAACUUCAGUUAUCACGGGAAGUUUCUAUUGAAAGCUUGUAUGAAGAAUUUGUUCAUAUUCUUCAACAUUCUAGAAACAUUGAUAAUGAGGUCAUUUGCUUUCUGCUUCUGAACAUGCAUCUACAUAUUUGUUGGUGCCUGCACUCUAUAUUAAACUGUAAAAUAGUAACGGAGACUGUGAUAUCUUCCCUAAAGUUGAAGCGCAAUAACUUGUUUACACAACUAGAAUACUUUUUACAAACAUGUUGUGAAAUGUCUGGUGAAGCUAGAAGCAGGAAUUUGCUUGCAUGUAGGGUUUGCACUAUAAUCUCUGAACAGUGGUGUCUGUUCAGGAAGGCUAGAUUUGCUUCAACACCCCUUGAAACACUGGGAUUUCACCCAGACAGGGUCGCUCUUCAAAAGUUCUGGCAUGUUUGUGAAAAACAACUACAUAUAUCAGAUGAGACCGAAGAUGAUGAAGCUAAUAGAGAGUAUGUUGAAGAAACAAAUAGAGACACAAUCGUCCUUGCUGUUUGCAAGUUGGUUGCGCUUGAUGCAGUUCCUAAGGAAUAUCUAGGUGCAGAGAUAAUAUCUCAUUUUGCAAGUCAUGGUUCUGGUGUAUCUGAGGUUAUCAAGCAUCUAAUCACUGCAUUAAAGACUAAAGAUAAAAAAAUUGCAAGAAUCUUACUUGAGGCGUUGAAAAAGGCCCACAUGCGGCAUUUGAUAGCUCUUUCAUCCAGUGAAGCAGCAUCUGGCACAACGUUUCAAGAGUGUAAAGAUCUUGCUGCUCGACUUUCUGGAAUAUUUGCUGGUACUGCUCGCAACAAGGAUGGAUUGGAUGUUUUGGAUAUAGUCAAGGGGGGCAUUGAUUAUGCCUUCUUGGAUGUUCCAAAACAUUUGUCUUUCUUGGAUGGUAUAGUGCUGCAUUUCAUACCUAAGCUUCAGUUGCCUGACAUUCUAGACAUCUUGAAGGAUGUUGAAAGAAGAGCUGCAAAUGUGAAUACAAAUGAAGAUCCAAGUGGAUGGCGCCCCUAUUUAACAUUUGUAGAGACUGUCCGAGAGAAAUAUGCAAAAAUUGAAUGUUUCCAAGAUGAAAAAGAAGGUAUGUCUGUGAGACGCCGUGGGCGUCCUCGUAAGAACCUGAACUUGCAGGGAAACAAACUCUUUGACGAGCCUAGCUCUAGUGAAGAGGAGGAUUCCAUCAGUGGAUCUGAGCAGGAUGCAGACCAAGAAGAGGAGGAAGAGUCUUUAACACGUUCUACAAGAUCAGCAUCUAAAUUAACAUCCUUGAAUAUCUCCAGAGAGAGUAAAGGGUCACGCUAGCAAAUGUUAGGUACUCUAGUAAGUGCACUUCCCCUUGAGGGUGAAAAUGAUUAGGUACUAGUUUGCUCCUAACUCUAUAAUAAUUAAUUGCUUUUGUUUCAAUCUUAUUUUGUGUUUUGGGUGUGGCUUGUUUCAUGAAAGUUCAAUUUGUAGUUAUCAAAGAGGUUAUUUUGACAUGCUUGUCAAAUAUGAUUGACCCUAUGUACAUGUUAUAGACGUUGUCAUUAUGUAGUUGAGCCACCUGCUAUUAAUCCCACCUAUUGCACAUUUGCACAUAUGGUAUAGAAGUACGGAGUAUAAACUGAACCCAUAAAAGUGAUGCAUUUUGAAUGAUC
Molecule: messenger RNA, 3857 nt
Organism: Cuscuta europaea
Lineage: Eukaryota; Viridiplantae; Streptophyta; Magnoliopsida; Solanales; Convolvulaceae
Source: the annotation of a GenBank genome assembly